CAGAGUGAAGAAGGUAUAUCCCGUGUUAUGUCGACUUUCUGUUAGUUAACAACUCAGGGAUCGUUUGGACUAAACACAAUGGGCGCCAUAACAAUGUUGAGAUCACGUGACACUAUCGUCUGCUUCACGUUGGUGAUCGCGUCCUUGUGUUCCCAAACGGCAGUGUCACAGAUCAGACACUGGUCAAACUCCUUCUCCGGCCACGGCGCUUUCUUAAACUGGGGUAGUCUGUUUGGUAUCCAAAGUCCAGUGCCGUACAGACCCAUCAGCGUACCUACGGUACAAGCUCCGGUGGUGAACACAGUGGAUUGCUUGGAGUGCUCCUCUGAGACACACCCGAGAUGUGCCGAGUACGCAUGCCCAGAUCACGAGAAUGACGUCAUCGUGAAAGGGGACAAAACCGGGAAAUGCUACAUCAAGAAAGAGAUCAAUCUGAAUACAAACGCGUCCAUAAUAGUGCGAGGCGGGAUAUCGAACCUUUAUGACAGGGUUUCCAAAGAUGUCGGCUGCCACCACGUGGAGGAAAACGCCGUCCUCACGACCAUCUGCGUCUGUAGCACUGACAUGUGCAACAAGGUCGGCAUUGUAGAGUUUGGUGGCGACAUGAAAAUGUCGCAAAGGACGGCAAACCUGGUGAAGACCAAACUUGGGAAAAUAAAACCAAAGAAAAACACUUCGGACAUGAUGAAACUGAGAAGGAAAAUUGAAGCAAAGAGAGGAAAGCGCCCUAAGCGUCAAACAGAUGGCAACGUUCCGCCUUUUUUGUUCGACGAAAACCUGGUAUGUCAGUACUGCGGGGAUUUGAAUUGCCCGACCGACUACGAGCUUCCCCCCUAUACCGUCGCCAUCCCCGAUGAUCCUUCCUUUGCCUGUGUAAGGAAACACGCCGGGAAUUAUCAGCUCUGUAACUCCUGCACGAACUACGCUGAGUGCUUGAACAACGUGUUCACGCGACGUAGCUGCGCUUCGGGGACCGUUUUUGAUGACGUCAGCAAAACCUGCGUUCAACCCUGGUUGGCCACCACGUGCUAUUUAACCUACGAAGACCAGCGAAACAUGUGCGAGUAUUACUACAACGAAGAUAAAGAUAGGAACUUCUGCAACAAGUAUAAUUCUUUCUUUAAGGGCAUUUGUGAUUCUAACAUUUAUCCUAAAACUUCACAAAAGUGUAAUUCGUACACAUCUAGGCCCGGGUUCGCCAUCUGGAAUAGCGGUACUUUUGAAUGGUUUUGGGGUGUUGUUUUUUGGAAUGGUUAAAAUCCAUAUAAAUUCAUAAUUUCACUUUUUAUGUGAAUGGCCACGCAUUUGCUAUCUGGAAUAGCAGUUAACAAGGACGUCCUGUAUAACGGUAGUUCUUACUUGUUAGUAGAAACCAACUACGUAGAUCAUUGGUUGGGUAUUAUAUGGAUGCUACCGACAAAAUGUUAUCCCCUGGAUUUAUGAUUUUUAUAAAAUAGCUUUCUCCAAAUGUUAAUAUCUUUCAGCAUUCAUUACAUAAAGGAAAUCAAAUUUUCUAACGUUUUAUUUACAGUUAUUUGCUUACCAUCAGCGGACAAAAAGAAUAGACUCAACUUUGAACAAAUGAAGUGGUUUUUCAUUCAUAAUAGUUUACAAAUACACCGAUUUAUUUUUAACUUAUCGGGGUUGAAAGCUGUUGUAUUUAUUGUCUUGUAAAUAAAAGUUAAUUUAUAUCUGGAAUUUGAUUUUUUUAAAUCUUAAAUCGCUUACUUUUCUUUACUUGUAUGAAAAAGAAUGUUUCUUAACUUGGAUCGGGGUACCCGUUUUCUAAAAUCUCCAUCACUCGAUUUUGUUACUUCUUGGACAGAUAGAAGGGCAUUUGGUAAAGAAUGCCUCUUAUCCGGCUUUUCUAUCUAACUGUUUUGUUAGCAGCUAUUAUUGUCAUUAUGCAAAUCGUUGCUUUUCACGCCUGCUGAUCAGGGGCAAUUUCCCAGUAUACUUAAAAACUCAGGGUGUAAAGAA
Lingula anatina is the source of this 1980-nucleotide messenger RNA. RefSeq lists its product as uncharacterized. Gene Ontology annotation, molecular function: chitin binding. The record is from RefSeq and is a predicted model, not a curated record. NCBI's taxonomy places the organism in Eukaryota, Metazoa, Brachiopoda, Lingulata, Lingulida, Lingulidae. Gene Ontology annotation, cellular component: extracellular region.